This is a messenger RNA of Trifolium pratense (red clover), 848 nucleotides long. RefSeq names its product oleosin G-like. Gene Ontology annotation, biological process: lipid storage. Gene Ontology annotation, cellular component: monolayer-surrounded lipid storage body; membrane. The transcript has a single exon. NCBI's taxonomy places the organism in Eukaryota, Viridiplantae, Streptophyta, Magnoliopsida, Fabales, Fabaceae. Bases 76 to 576 code for a protein of 166 amino acids. The record is from RefSeq and is a predicted model, not a curated record.
CCUUCAACCAUUUCUUCACAUUUUUCAUUAUUUCCUCUUUCAAACAAAACAAAAAAAAACAAAACACAUUACAUUAUGGCUGAUCUUAGCCAUAGCUCAGCCCAAACACACAGACCCACCACCACCACCAACGACUCCUCCUCCGCCGUCUUUCUAAGAAAGCUUCAAGACAAUCUCCACACACCAAACUCAACCCAACUUGCUGGUAUCUUAACACUUCUCGUUACUGGAUCCAUUUUCCUCCUUCUCACCGGUUUAUCCGUCGCCGGUACCGUUAUCUCUCUCAUCUUCUUCUCGCCGUUGAUCAUUGUUUCAAGCCCAAUAUGGGUUCCGGCGGGUACCUUCUUUUUCCUUCUCGCCGCUGGAUUCUUGUCCAUGUGUGGAUUUGGUGUUGUCGCUGUAGCUGCUUCUUCUUGGUUGUAUCGUUACUUUAGAGGUCUUCAUCCACCCGGUUCAGACCGGGUUGAUUAUGCUCGGAGCCGGAUUUAUGAUACUGCAUCGCAUGUUAAAGAUUAUGCUAGAGAAUAUGGUGGGUAUUUGCAGAGUAAGGUUAAAGACGCAGCGCCAGGGGCUUGAACCAAACCGGUUCGGUUUUUAUUUUCUGUCGUUUAUAUCAUAAAUGUUGAACCGGGUUGGACGGUUUUUUUUGUUAAAUGUUAGUAGUAUUAUUAUUAUACUUUGCGUAAUCGUAAUGGUUAGUAGAAUUAAGAUGUCAUCUUUUUGUUAACUUUCUCUUUGGUGUGAUGCGAUCGUGUCUGUCUAUGUCUCUUACUGUGAUAUGGGCAUGAAAGAAUCACGAAUAUUCCCUUUUUAGUGUCGAAUAUAUUAACGUUUGUUCUUUAUCAUCA